AGCGCUCGCUCUCAGUUUCACACUCACACGCACAUAUAGUGACAGGAGCGAGCACGCACGCACGCACACACACACACGCACGGAGUCCUCGCUUGGCCGGAUCGCUGAAACUUUGACCACAACUUCAUGAUAAAUAAAGCCUUCCGAUGUCAGGCUGUGUCCGAUUCUUCGCGCGCGAGCUCGGCUUCAGUGUCGGUUUGAGCGCGUUCCUCAUGUAGGCUCGGGAGUGUUUACUUCUCAGCAAAGUUUCUUCUUCUUCACUGCUGCCCUUUUUCCUGUUUAAUCCGCGCUCUUGUGAGUCACUCGCGCGCCGCCAACUCUAUGUGACGUUGGGCGUUUUGUCGGUACCAUGGCGGAAGCGGCCCAACAGCAACAACAGCAGCAGCUGGUCGACAUCGACCCGGACUUUGAGCCCCUGUCGCGGCCCCGAUCAUGCACUUGGCCACUGCCCCGGCCCGAGUUCACCAACCCCGCCGACUCGAGCACCUCCUCACCGGCGCCGUCUGUCAAGCUCGAGCCGAGCGGCAAUGCGGACUUCCUCACGAGCCUCAGCCUGCUGGAGGAAUCCGAGGACUAUGCUGACGAGAAGCCGCUUGUCUUGUGCCCAGAUUUCCAGUGCCAAGAAAACUGCGGGCACCGACAGCAGCAGCAGCGGCCGCAGAUCUCCGGCACUUCUCUCCCUCCUCAGCAGCAGCAGCAGCAGCAGCAACAGGUGCCGUUACUUUCCUCCUCGACCACAGCGGCGGCGGCGGCAGCGCAGAGGAAGAGCGGCUCGGCUCGGCGCAACGCCUGGGGCAACAUGUCAUACGCUGACCUGAUCACCAAGGCCAUCGAGAGCUCUCCCGAGAAGCGCCUCACACUCUCGCAGAUCUACGACUGGAUGGUGAAGAGCGUGCCUUACUUCAAGGACAAGGGCGACAGCAACAGCUCCGCCGGCUGGAAGAACUCAAUCCGGCACAACCUGUCUCUGCACAGUCGAUUUGUGCGAGUGCAGAAUGAGGGGACGGGGAAAAGCUCAUGGUGGAUGCUCAACCCAGAGGGUGGUAAGAACGGCAAGUCACCUCGCCGCCGUGCCGCGUCCAUGGAUAACACCGGCAAGUUUGCCAAGAGUAGAGGGCGUGCUGCCAAGAAAAAGUUGGCCCUUCAGGGUGGUCCUGAUGCUGGUGCUGAGAGCCCAGGCUCUCAAUAUAGUAAGUGGCCUGGCAGCCCCAACUCACACAGCAAUGAUGACUUGGAGGCCUGGACAACGUUCCGCCCUCGCACCAGCUCCAACGCCAGCACAGUGAGCGGCCGUCUUUCACCUUUCAUGCCUGAGCAGGAUGAUUUGGCUGACUCAGACAUGCACAUGGUCUACUCGGGCCCUGGCUCAUCCGCAAAAAUGACCUCAACUCUCCCGAGCCUUUCAGAGAUGACCAGUUCCUUGGGCCAUGGCAGCACAGAGAAUGUGAUGGAGAACCUUCUGGACAAUCUCAACCUGCUCUCACCAAAUAACCCAGGAUCAGCUGGAGGGCCCGGUUCAAGCUCUAACCAAUCAUCCCCCUCAUCUCUGUUACAGAGCAGCCCUGGAUAUGCACCGUACAGCAACCAGCAACCCCAACAAGACUACCGCAAGUGCCUGUAUAGCCAGGCCAGCAUGGGAAACCUACCCUCUAUGUCCUUGCAAAAUUUGGAGAGCAAGCCCUCUUUCCCAGCUUCUUCUGGAUCCAUGGGGCAGUUUAACUGCUCAGCGGGGCUGCUUAAGGAGCUCCUGACAUCUGAUUCAGACCCACAUACAGACCUGAUUCCUUCUGUAGACACCGUGGUCUCCCAGACGGCAGGCAGAGGAGGACGCAUGCUGCCUCCUUAUGGUAGCGGGCGACCCGAACUAAUGGGGGGUGGAGCCUCCCAUGGUCAUGUCCUGUCUCAUUCUCACAGCAUACAUAGUCAAGCGCCACCUACCUCUGUGGCUCUGAAUGGGCGUCCAAUACAUCCUAUGAGCAACAUGAGCCAUGGGGGACAUAUCGGGUCCAUCAAGUCAGCUAUGCAGAUGCAAUACGGAGCCUCGGGUCACAUGGCAGGUAGCGGGGCAGGAGGUGGAGGACUCCCCUUCUGCAACAUCAAUGGCAAUGGCUAUGGCCCUGGACCAAGCCUACCCCACAUUCAGCACAUGGAGAAGCUGCCCAGCGACUUGGACGGCAUGCCUGUGGAGCGGUUUGAAUGUGACAUGGAGUCCAUCCUUCAUGACACACUCAUGGACGGAGACACGCUGGAUUUCAACUUUGACUCCAUGGCGAGCCAGCCGGGGUUCCCGACACAUGGGGUUAAGACCACUACUCACAGCUGGGUGUCUGGGUAAAGGUAAGCCCUUUCUGGCCCCCAAACUGGAGAGUAAGAGCCCAAAGAGGCCAUUCUCACCCAUUCAAGCUAUGCUCUUUUCUCUCGCUUCUCAUCAUGGACAGUUCCCUGCUUUUGCGCUGCUCAGCCAUGGCUGUGAUGUGGCUGCACAUUGCCAAGGACAUUCAUUCAGUGGGGAGCUCAUUCAGUGCAAUGCGCCUUCAAACCAAGUGCCAAACCAGGUGCCUGUGCUUCUUAGCCAAAUCAAGUGUGCUUUAUUUUGCUGCCUUCUUCUCACUAUAGAGAACCAGUGGUCAAAUCAGGGCAAAAAUGGUGUGGUCCACAACUAAGACUCGUAUAUUAACUGCAGCAUGCAUACACUUAUGCAAGACCAUCAUAGUUACAGUAUCAGAAUCAUCAGUCAAAUUCUCUACUUAAUUCACACUGUGAUCGCGUGACAUCCUAAAUUAAGGCACCUUUUCUUAAAAUCCUGGCCUUUGUCUUCACCAGCCCCUUAAAUUGACCGUUGCAUGGUGAGGUAUACCUUUUCUCUACCUGUCUAGCAUGCUGUUUAUGAGUCCAACCUGCUGCCUUUUGCUUCCUACUGUCUACGUGCAGUGCUUAAUGCCAUAGAUAGCUCAAAGCUAACCUUAUUGGGAAAAAGAACUGGAUCCUGAAGAUGAGUGUAUAUAGUUUUAUCUGGAGAAGGUCCUUCUCUUGGCAGGGCCUGGAAGACGUUUCAGAAGAACUCUCUGCCUCAAUGGACGAUGUUACAUGUUGCAACACUUUCACUUUUCUCCUCAAUGUGUUUGAAUCGCAGCAGACAUGCUUCAUUUUUAACAAGUGUAUUGUGAUUAUGUUAUGUACAGAGCGUUUACAUGGAGAAUUCAGCAAUCAAGGCAGCAGAUUUGACAUGUUUUGUAAAUUGAGAGAAACUGGAUCUGACACUUGACAUUUCAGUUGGCUCAUUCUCACUCACGACUGUGUACACCUUUACACAUUUCCUGUAAAUAGAUGGUAAAUAUAUAUGGCAGAAGUAUAUAGUUGAUACGUUUGAGAUUUUGUUUUUUGAAAUUUUGUUAUCGUUUGUGUGUACGGUUGGCUUUAGCUGAGGUUAGAUUAAGCUUGUAUAAUGCAUUUCAACAGUGUUUUGGGGUGCUUAAAGGACAGGUCCACCCAUUUUGCAAAGUUUCUUUAGAUGUUUAUAUCCUGAAAACUCUCUUAUAGAGUCAAUAUGUAUAAUUUUAUGGCCUUGGGCUCUAUUAAUCAAUUGUAUAUGGAAUAUACUGCCAUCCUAAGAUGCUCUGAUUUAAUAAUAUACCAGUGACCAGUCUUUACGCUGCAGAUUUCUAUUAUUUGAUAUAGCAUGGUAGAAAUUUUGACAAACUGUUGGACAUGUCCUUUAACAUUUCUCAUAAGGUCUCUCACACACGAGUCUUGUGAUCAUGGCUGAUGUAGUUAAGAACUACAGUGCAGAUGGGCUCUUACAGACCGCCAUCUGUGCAUGCAGAAAAGCUACAGACCUCUGCCUUUAAGAAAGUGUAGGGAAAUGUAUUUAGUUUAUUUAUUAGCGUGAAGGAGGAGAGGCGUGAUUGAGUCACGUCACAGAUUAAUCACAAGUGUGUUCUCUUUCUCUCUCUCUCUCUCUCUCUCUCUCUCUCUCUCUCUUUCAAUUCAGGCACUGUGAUGCACAUGCCAAUAUGUUUGUGAUGUUUCCGUUUACUGAUGUCAGAAAACAAGAAAAGAAUGCCUUUCUCAAAAAUUGACAAUUAGACCCACUGCCUGCCUUCUUUCUUUCACUUCCUUCCUGCCUUCCUUUUAAGCUGCCUUGUCUCACUAUCCUCAUACAACCAUCAUAAAACCCAUUAGCCUUGCCUUUUUUUUGUUCAUUCUGGCUUCCAUGCACUUCACUUUGUACACUGUACAAAACUUGUUUAGAAUUAUUGGUAGUUGCCCAAUUCGGAGAAAACUGAGAUAUGUUGCCUUUGGAAAAUCAAUAACAUAUCGAGUUAUAUAGUUACUGUCAUGUCAGUUUGUUCAUAUUUUUAUUUGAUUGUUGUAUUUAUGGCUUUCAUUAUUGGCUGGAAUUAAGGUCACUGAGGACACCGAUUGUUCUGACGAAACAGAAAAUCUGGAAAAACUGGCACACCAGAGUGUAAGUCUGAGAGUUGUGGCAUAGCUGGAGACCUGCUGAAUGUGUGAGUCAUGAAGUGCAUAAACCCAUCCAUCCAUUAUCUGUAGCUGCUUAUCCUGUCCUACAGGGUCGCAGGCAAGCUGGAGCCUAUCCCAGCUAACUAUGGGUGAGAGGCGGGGUACACCCUGGACAAGUCGCCAGGUCAUCACAGGGCUGACACAUAGACACAGACAACCAUUCACACCUACGGUCAAUUUAGAGUCACCAGUUAACCUAACCUGCAUGUCUUUGGACUGUGGGGGAAACCGGAGCACCCGGAGGAAACCCACGCGGACACGGGGAGAACAUGCAAACUCCGCACAGAAAGGCCCUCGCCGGCCACGGGGCUCGAACCCAGGACCUUCUUGCUGUGAGGCGACAGCGCUAACCACUACACCACCAUGCCACCCCCAUGCAUAAACCUGCAUGUCUUAAAUCUAAUGGAUCAAAGGUAGCGAUGCACCUUCUGCCUAAUUUGAAUAUUUACAUAUCCAAAAGAACUAAUGAACUGAUAUUUGGUUAACUGCAAGGGAACAAAAUUACUUUUUUUUAAUGACAUAAUUGAGUAUCUUUUUUUCACUGCAAUUCCAUUUUUCUCUCUGUACAAAAUGAAAUGAUUCACAGAUCAACAGGCAGUGUCACUUCUCAUGUACAAUGUGCUUAAAUCUGUGAGUCUUAAUGGAGAUGUACUGAGCGUUAUUGAAAAAGUCUCCUCAUCCUGUGAGCUUCGUACCUGGUCAGGUACGAAGCUCACAGGAUGAGGAGAUUUUUAAAAAUAUUUUUUAAAAAUCCAUGUCUGGAAAUAUUUUGAUGUAGAAACUUGGGGUACGAUUUAGAGAUGCGUCAAGACGGAAAAAAAUUGCGAGAACAGGCAUAUAUCCAUUAUCUGUAGUUGCUUAUGCUGUGCUACAGGGUCAUAGGCAAGCUGGAGCCUAUCCCAGCUGACUAUGGGCGAGAGGCGGGGUACACCCUGGACAAGUCACCAGGUUAUGGCAGGGCUGACACAUAGAGACGCACAACCAUUCACACCUACGGUCAAUUUAGAGUCACCAAUUAGCCUAACCUGCAUGUCUUUGGACUGUGGGGGAAACCGGAGCACCCGGAGGAAACACACACAGACACGGGGAGAACAUGCAAACUCCACACAGAAAGGCCCUCGCCGGUCACUGGGCUCAAACCCGGAUCUUCUUGCUGUGAGGCGACAGAGGCCACUACACCACUGUGCUGCCUGUUCUCACAUUUUUUUUCCGUCUUGAUGCAUCUCUAAACCAUACUCCAAGUUUCUACAUCAAAAUAUUUCCAGACAUCGAUUUUUUUAAAAAUAUUUUCCACAUUGAAUUCUUUUUAUCAUAAGACAAAACAAAUACCCAAGUUUUUGAUUUCAGUACUCAAAUACUGGCAUCUCAGUAACAUAAAUGGUUAAUCGGGUAUCUGAGUACCUUGUGCACAUCCCAAAUCAGCUGUAAGUAUAUAAUCACAAUCAGAGACUGUUACUCAAAUUCAGUCAACCUUCAGAAGGCUGUGGUGGCAUCAGUGACCCUUUAGAGAUGAGUAUAUAUUACAUAAACUACAUAAAUCUCUAUUUCUCAAUAUCACUCCAUAAACCUCCUAGUAUCUCACCUUUCCAGCAUCAGCUUUUGAGAAAUUGUAGGAAAUAUUUAAUGGAUUUAAAUAGAAAUACCAUAUUACAUUACAUUAAGCAGAUGCUCGUAUCCAGAGCGACAUGCAACGUACCCAGAGCAGCCACCUGGGGAGCAGUUGGGGGUGAGGUGCCUUGCUCAAGGGCACUUCAGCCAUUCCUGUUAGUUCAGGGAACUGAACUGGCAACCUUUUGGUCCUAAAGCUGCUUCUCUAACAUUAGGCCAUGGCUUCACCCUAUGAAAUCAGACCUACAUGAUUUCCACAUUGAUUUUGUAUCACACAUUUUGGUGUAUUUUUGCUUACUAUUAAUCUCAAAAGCUCGGUAGUUUCGGCUGUACAAGGAUAGUGUUCUCUCUCUCUCUCUCUCUCUCUGUGUGUGUGUGUGUGUGUGUGUGUGUGUGUGUGUGUGUGUUAUUUCACACCUUUUUUUUUUUUAAACAAUAAAGACUUGGCCGAGUCAGAUACAAGCUUAUUCUGAAGCCUGGUAAAUAAACAGUGUUUUGUUGAAAUGUUAAGCAGUACAUCGCUGAAAGACUUGAAUCUGUCCUGCAGGCUGAACUCUGACUUUUUGAAUACUGACAUAUAUAACAACGAUCCACUUUUGAGCUAUUUUAAUAUGAUGUGAAAGCGUGUGUAUUUUUAAUAUGCAGUGACUUCUCCUUAAAUGUCAAACAGCUAACGUGUCACAGAAAUAUGAGUAAAAUCAUGGCAUUUGAUUUCGUUACGUGAGGUUAGCGUGUGAUACGCAAGCAGCAGCAAAAAGACUGCCAUAUAUCUAUUAUAGAAAUGAUGAAUUAACCUGAGUUGUACUUCUUGUGCAGGCCACUCAUCAAAAAGAGGACUAUAACAUAGAAAAUGUCUACUAAUAUUAUUGGAUAAACCAUAAAACAAUAUUUUCGAUAUGGGCAAGCUGACUUGUAUUGUAUAUGCUUUGUUAAUUUAGCAAAUGCUUACAUCUAUGCAUUCUUGUACUUCAUUUAUUACUUUUGUUACCUUUAGUUUGUUUUUACUGAUGACAAUAUAUUUCAUGUACUAUGGGCUUGUGGAGAAAUUAUGAUGUUAUGAAAAAAAUAUGAAGUAUUUAGACAGUAGAUUUACAUGUAAAGCUUUUUGUAAACUGACUCUGUUAUUCUUGUAUUUUACAGCGGUUUUUAAAUUAAAUAUAGAAAUAAUAGAAAAAAAUAGAAAAUUGCUAAGCUGCAACUAAAUUUGAUAAAGAUUAAUUCGUAAUUUGUGUAUUCAGAUUGAGGUUUGGACCAAUUUUUAUAGAAGAGAAUCUAUAAAUUAAGAUGUUGCACUUUCAUAAAGAAACAAAGCAGUGAAGAUGUGACCUAUUUUGAAACAAACUGUUACAUUUCUUAACUUGUGUACAGAAAUUCACAAUAAAAUUCUAUAUCUCAAUGUGCAAUCAGUGUAUGUAUAAAUAAUAAAUCUAUAUACAAGAGAAACUGAUGUUGUUUGGAGAUCAUUAUGCUGACAUUUCCUUACUGAUGCGUGUCUGUUUUACUUUGAGAUUGUUGGCAGUAAGUGACUUUUAGCCAAACCAUAUGUAUAGUGCAAGGCUCUCUAAAUUACUUUUUCCUGAUUUGCUUGUAUUCCAGUACAACAACCAGACUAUGUUGCUGCUGUAUAAAGCCAUAUAUGUAUAUAAAUGAUCUUAAACCAAGAAAAAA
Messenger RNA from Neoarius graeffei (lesser salmon catfish), 7800 nucleotides. RefSeq names its product forkhead box O1 a (gene foxo1a). Gene Ontology annotation, molecular function: RNA polymerase II cis-regulatory region sequence-specific DNA binding; DNA-binding transcription factor activity, RNA polymerase II-specific. The record is from RefSeq and is a predicted model, not a curated record. Gene Ontology annotation, cellular component: nucleus. Gene Ontology annotation, biological process: regulation of transcription by RNA polymerase II. NCBI's taxonomy places the organism in Eukaryota, Metazoa, Chordata, Actinopteri, Siluriformes, Ariidae. The transcript has 4 exons. Bases 350 to 2335 code for a protein of 661 amino acids.